AUGCCGGAGUCUAUCAUUAUCCAGGGCGCCCAUAAUAACAAGCAAAAUGUUCUCAAGCCGAUUUCGACCUUCACCGGUGAAGUCUAUCUAGAUUUAAUCUUGAUGGAAUCGACUGCCGCGCUAGCCAAUGUCACUUUCACACCGUGUGCGCGGACACACUGGCAUACUCAUGAGGGAGGCCAGAUGAUUCACGUGUCUUCUGGAUCUGGCUGGAUCUGUGACAAGGGCAAGGAGGCACGUCGGAUUACAGCGGGGGAUGUUAUUUGGGCGCCCCCUGGCACCACUCACUGGCACGGCGCUGAUGACGGCUCUAUCAUGACCCAUUUUGUCGUGGGCAUUGGCGAGACCAAAUGGCAUGAGCAAGUUACCGAUGAGGAAUACAAAAAGCGAGGGGAAAAUUGA
This is a messenger RNA of Penicillium lagena, 402 nucleotides long. RefSeq names its product cupin domain-containing protein. The record is from RefSeq and is a predicted model, not a curated record. The transcript has a single exon. The coding region runs from base 1 to 402 and encodes 133 amino acids. Lineage: Eukaryota; Fungi; Ascomycota; Eurotiomycetes; Eurotiales; Aspergillaceae.